AUGCCUUCUCUUCGAAUGACAGAUUUUCAUCAUGUGUUAGUGGAUAGAAUUGAUUUAUCUCAAAACCAAAUCAAGUUUAUUGGAGACUCAAAAGUCAGAAACGUGAGAGCCAGAACUGUUGUUUUGAGUGAGAACAAUCUUUUGGAAAUAUCCGGAUAUGCAUUCACAGAGAGUCAAUUUUUGAAACUAAAGCUAAACAACAACCCAAACCUACGAAGUCUGUCAGUAGAUGCUUUCAAGAACAUGGCUGGGCUUCAGACUUUAGAUCUCUCACAUACUGCGAUCAGCACUCUACCAAUCAAUGGUUUGAAAAAACUGAAGACCCUAGUUUUGAAUAACGUCCCAACUCUCAAAAGUCUUCCAAGUAUUUUGAGUUUCACCGAUCUGGAAACUGCCCACUUCACCUAUCCGCAUCACUGUUGUUUGUUCAAAUAUGUAGAUGACGUGACGAUGAAUGAUAACGGAAAAUAUCAACGGAAUGCUAAAGAAAUUCAUAAAAGAAUUUGUGAAAAACGAGAGCAGCAGGAGUUAGCAAGAAGAAGGAAACGUGAUACUUCUGGAGUGGAUUUUCUGGAAAUGUUGUUGAAGGAAUGGACAGAUAAUAGUACUUAUACAGGACCAGAUGAUAACGAUGAUGAUGAGUUGCCACCUUUCACUGAAAUUGGAGCGGAACCAUGCCAAUCGAUUGGUGAAGAAGUUCAAAAAUACUAUUCAAAUAUUACCUGUUACCCACAACCAGAUGCUUUGAAUCCAUGCGAAAAUAUUGUCGGAUACCCAUUUCUUCGAGUUGCCAUCUGGAUUGUAUGUUUCGCUGCAAUCGUAGGAAACAUUGUUGUUUGGAUCUUAUUAGGAAUUGUUUAUGAGAAGCGAAUGAGAAUUCAUUAUUUGUACAUGAUCAAUAUGUCAGUUGCUGAUAUGUUCACAGGUUGGCUCUGA
Molecule: messenger RNA, 936 nt
Organism: Caenorhabditis briggsae
Lineage: Eukaryota; Metazoa; Nematoda; Chromadorea; Rhabditida; Rhabditidae
Exons: 4
Coding region: 1-936 (311 amino acids)
Molecular function (GO): protein binding
Source: RefSeq, a predicted model, not a curated record